This is a messenger RNA of Drosophila gunungcola (fruit fly), 1403 nucleotides long. RefSeq names its product GTP-binding nuclear protein Ran-like. Gene Ontology annotation, molecular function: GTP binding; GTPase activity. Lineage: Eukaryota; Metazoa; Arthropoda; Insecta; Diptera; Drosophilidae. The record is from RefSeq and is a predicted model, not a curated record. Gene Ontology annotation, biological process: protein import into nucleus; ribosomal subunit export from nucleus. Bases 366 to 1016 code for a protein of 216 amino acids. Gene Ontology annotation, cellular component: nucleus; cytoplasm. The transcript has a single exon.
UGCCACAUAUCAGCAGUAAUGAAAAAAUAAUAAACUUUUUUUGGUAUUUUAUAUUUAAAUAUGCAAACAAAUUUCAAAACAAAGUCAGAGAUUUAAGACCAUUGCUAGAUCAAAAAGCAAUGCAAAAUAGUAACAGUAGCUUUAAGAAAACAAAAUAGCUUGGAAACACAGUCAGUUUCGUACGGGAAAUUUCGACAGACAUUUAACACCAUAGACAGAACAAAAAGUAAUGCAAAAUAGUAACACAAGUAAACAAAAUAGCUUGGAAACACAGUCCGAUUCGAGCGGGAAAUUUCGAGCCGGAACAUUUCACUGUUCCGCCGUCAAAGUCCAGAAAGUAAAUGAAGUAAAGAGUGCUUAGCAGGAUGGCUCACGACUCACAGGAUAUCCUCACAUUCAAGUGCGUGCUGGUCGGCGAUGGCGGCACCGGCAAGACAAGCUUCGUCAAGCGCCACCAGACCGGCGAGUUCGAGAAGAAGUAUGUGGCCACACUGGGCGUGGAGGUGCAUCCGCUGAUCUUCCACACCAACCGCGGCGCCAUCCGAUUCAAUGUGUGGGACACCGCCGGCCAGGAGAAGUUCGGCGGCAUGCGAGACGGCUAUUACAUCCAGGGCCAGUGCGCCGUCAUCAUGUUCGAUGUUAGCUCGCGAAUCACCUACAAGAACGUGCCCAACUGGCAUCGCGAUCUGGUCCACAACUGCGAGGGCAUCCCGAUCGUCCUCUGCGGCAACAAAGUCGACAUCAUGGAUCGGAAGGUGAAAGCACAGAGCAUCGGCUUCCACCGGAAGAACAACUUGCAGUAUUACGACAUUUCUGCCAAGUCGAACUUAAACUUCGGGAAACCAUUCCUUUGGCUGGCGCGCAAGCUGGUUGGUGACCCCAACCUGGAGUUCGUCGACAUGCCAGCCCUGCUGCCGCCCGAGGUCGAGAUGGACAAGGAUUAUCAGGCCCAAAUCGAGCGGGAAUUGCAGGAGGCCCAGACGAUCCCGCUGCCCGACGACGACGAGGAACUAUAAGCCUACUUAUAGCAAACUGAGAAAGAUGGCCGGCUUAGCACACACACCAGAAUCACACACACAGUCACAGUCACUACUGCAUAGGAGCAUCAGCAAAAGCCUACCAUCCGCUAUCCACUAUGUACUAUCCAUCGGACUCCCAGCAAAGGAUAACGAUCGAACUUAAAGCCUUGCAAGCCCUUCUACCCUCAAUCAUUGAUAAGUCGGUUAUACACGAUACAGAUACUGAAAUCUCCUUAUUGGUAGGGAAAGGAAAAACAUACUCAAAAACCAAGUAAAAUUAAAAAUGGAAAAAAAAACGAUGUCAGAUCUAUUUUGCUAUUGCUAGAUAAAAUUUAUGUAUAUAAAAUAUUUGUGAAACUAAGCCAAAAAAAUGUUUUACAUUAA